Molecule: messenger RNA, 11902 nt
Organism: Coregonus sp. 'balchen'
Lineage: Eukaryota; Metazoa; Chordata; Actinopteri; Salmoniformes; Salmonidae
Source: the annotation of a GenBank genome assembly
CUGUAUUUUCCAGAGGUGCAUGCCACAGUUGCUGUGACGCCAUGACUUCUAAUGUAAUCUGAGUCUCCAACAAAUGAGAAUGUGAGAUUUUGGGGGAACAGCAAGAACAAGAUGGCUGGCCCGGGACAAGGAAAGUGUUUGGCUUCUUCUCCCUAAACGAGGCAUUUCGUUUAUAGUUUUCAGUUUCAUUAGUAAAUGUUUAGGCUACAAAUUAGUUUUGUAACUAUAUAUUUGUUGUUGUUGAUAUGCCUACUUUUGCAAUAGUUUGAUUUAGAUCUACGCAGACGCUCACUUUCUUUAAAACAGACACUUUAAUUGUUGCCUUAUUUUUCUUUCUUAGUAAGCAAUUUACGUUUCGAAGUAUAUUUGUUGUGGAGGAAUAUAUAAAAAUAAUCAAAUGUAGUUAAUCUGUGGUUUCCCGAAAUUAUUUUGCAGUUUGAUCUUUGGCAACUGUUUUACAUAUUUUAAUGUGCGUAAAAAUUUCCUUUUUGAUAUGUGCGUCAAGCGUGACAUAAACAUAGCACUUGUUAGUGGCUAGAGACAUCAUUGAUUUAAAACUUUUCUUAAAUGUAGUUAGUCUGGCCUUUAAAAGAUUUUCAGUGAAUUGGACUAACAAUGAGCUCGACUCGGGUGAGAUCACAACAACCGCAGCAGAAUCAGGCUGGCAGGUCCGCCACGGGCGCAGCGGGUGCGUCCUUGCCGCACAGAUUGGACACAAGCGAGGGGAUUGAGAUGGAGAAUAUACAGCCCCAGGAUUUGGGGCUCGGGGGCGCCAUAGGCACACCAUCACCUCCCUCAAGACAAGCCUGGAGUCGGGACAACCCGGGGUUCGAACCGGAGGAUGAGAUGAUGGGGGCCGAUUGGCCUGCGGCUAGCCCGGGGAGAAGAUCAGUGUCCACGGGCUCCAGCAGUAGCUGCAGCAGCGGGUUGGGAAGUUACACCGCCGGAGGGAGCAGCACCCGCAUCCACGGUGGAUUAUACCCGACCCCGACAGUGGAUGCCCUGCAGCAAGACAGACAUGACAUCAAAAGCUGUGGGAAGAGGAUACUGAAGAAAAUAAGAAGUUAGUGUCACUUAUGUUGCCUCCUUGUAUGAAGAACACUACAGCUGCCAAGAGGUCUGGACCUUUAUGGCACAGGAGGUAGUGCACUUGCCCUUUAACUUGUAGAGACCUGGGUCACUGGCUCAAACACCCCUCAGGCCAUUCUUCCUCACUGUUCCAUACACCACUUAGGUCAGCACACACCUGUAGAUGCCCUCAUUGGUGAUGCACUGGCAUCUCAAGCCGAGCAUUGACGGGUAAGGAAGGAUACUAAUGUGUGUGUUGAUAUAUAUAUAUUUUUUCAUCCAGUUCUGUGGGGUACUCAGCUGAUGGAGGACAGUGACAGCAGCAGAGAGAGGUACCUGAGGAACGUCCUGAGAGAGAUGGUCACCUACGUCAUCUUCCUCAUCACACUGUGUAUCUGUAAGUACCUCACACACACACACACACACACACACACACACACACACACACACCAACGGCUGGAGAUUAAGGCAAGGCCUGGAUGGACUUAAGCACACUUUUAAUAGUUUCUCCCUAGGACUAGGCUUAAUUUGUGUCAGUCCAACAUCACAUCAGAUUUACCCACAGAGCAUGCAUUUUGGGCAUCAUAAGAGUCUUAUUGCAUAAAAAAUGUUGUCCCCACUAAGUAAACAUGCAUUAUUUAAGUAAUAAAGCCCUAAGGGUUGUAGUAUAUGGCCAAUAUACCACGGCUAAGAGCUGUUCUUACGCACGAUGCAACGCGGAGUGCCUGGACACAGCCCUUAGCCGUGGUAUAUUGGCCAUAUUUUACAAACCCCCGAGGUGCCUUAUUGCUAUUAUAAACUGAUUACCAAUGUAAUUAGAGCAGUAAAAAUACAUGUUUUAUCAUACCCGUGGUAUACGGUCUGAUAUACCACGUCUGUCAGCCAAUCAGCAUUCAGAGCUCGAACCACCCAGUUUAUAAACCAGAAUAACUAUAGGAUAGGCUAACCAAUAUAAUGACAUUGUAAUAAGGUAGUAAUAACAGUACAUACACCCAUCAAGUAUUGCACUUUUGUGCUCUCGCGUUUGUAUUUUCUUGAAAACAGAUUGAACAGUGGUAUUAUUACUAUGUAACUGCUGCUCUUAGCAAGGAGUAAUACUAACAUCUGUCUGUGUGGAUACUUUUACCCGCUGACCAGUUUUUCUUGCGGAAAAGUCAUUUUCCAAACUCCUUAGGUCUGAUAAACGAUUCUGGCAGCGUAUCAGGAAAGCUCCCUCAAGCCAGGAACUUCCAUUUGAGUUUAGUCACCAUCAUCAUACUUUUGGGAAUAGGAUUGUGGGAAGAUGAUGAAAGUCCCAGAAUACAACACAGAGAGUCAGAAUGCUAUUAAUCUGGUUUCACCACUCCUUAUACCAUGGCUGCUGAGAAGAAAAGUGUUCCCGUGCCAGAAUGGGGUUUUGGGUGGAUCAGGAAGUCAUUUCCUGGCUGGCUAGAUGGAGCUAGAUCAGCCAGUUUCUGAGCCAGGUGGGAGUCAAUGAAAUAGAGGCUCGGAAAAUAGCAUCUAUAUGAGCCAUAUAGGCUAUGUGUAUGUAUACAUGUCUGUUUAUAUAUAUUUCUAUGGAUCUGGCAGCUGUACUUCAUGGAUGCAGUCCAACAGAGCAUAUAAAACAAAUAUUACAAUGGAAUGCUGAAUAAGAUGGUUGGACGAUACUCUUCUCAUCAAUCAUCUUGAAAAACAUAUACUUAAAAACUGGAAAUCAAACAAUCCUUCAUCGUUAACAUACUACAAUAGAACGCUGAAUACGUUUUAUCCCUGUGACUUUGCUACUAGUGGAACUGUAAGCCUAUUCCCCGUACAUGGAAGCUGGUUGACCAGAUUCAUGCAUACACAGAUUUUUUGGGUUGGAACUGCUCCCCGGGCACCAAUGACAUGGAUGUCGAUUAAGGCACCCCCCCCCCCCCCCCCCCCCCCCCGCGCACCUCUCUGAUUCAGAGGGGUUUGGGUUAAAUACGGAAGACACAUUUCGGUUGAAUGCAUUCAGUUGUGCAACUGACUAGGUAUCCACUUUCCCCUAUACGUUUUCUGUUUUCAGUGGCAUCUUAAACAGGUCUUGGCCUCAGUGCGGUAGGCCAGGAUUUGGUAGCUGGUGCUAACAUGCAGUAUAACACUGGCUCUCACUGUGCCUGUUGGACCACUCAGAGAGAGAAACACAUGAUCAAGACAAAGAUGUAAUUCACAAUAUUGUUGUAUACAUUUCUUAAAAGUCUAAGCCGUUGGGACCCCUUUAGCUAUCUCCAAAAUAUUGAAUUUGGCCUUUAUUACUAUAGCCCAUAGAAACACAUUGAAUAAAACAUUCAUAAAUGGCAAAAAAUACAGUAAAAAAAUAUCUAGGAGAUAUAAGAAAGCACAGGAAAUAUAUAUAUAUAUAUUUUUUACACGUAUUUAACCCCUUACGUUUGUUGGAACAAAACUACCUCCAUACUUACAUUCAUUUGUAUGGGUUACCUUUAAACGAGUCCCGUGACACUUGUCAUAGAGCAAAACGGAGACGCCAUCGUGUUCAUGAGAGUCUCCCCUUUCUAUACAGUGGUCAAAGGAAAAUUCCACCCAAAUACUUUUGGUAUUCUUUUGGUAUUCGUUUGAUUAGUCCAUUGUUGACAUAGUCCCAAAAUGUUUUGCUUGUCAGCAAUCACAUUUUCAAGAUAUGUAACUUUCAAAAUAAAAAAAUAAUCCCAUCAUAUGACUUAAAAUGCAGCAUCAUAUCAUGCAAAAUGCAUCAUACAGGGAUGACUUCUGUAUUUUGAAAGUUACAUAUCUUGAAAACGUUAUUGCUGACAAGCAAAACAUUCUGGGACUAUGUCAACAAUGGACUAAUGAAACAAAUACCAAAAUAUAGUUUCUGGGUGGAGUUUUCCUUUAAACUGAUUGAUUUUGAUGGGGAUUUAUUUUAUUAUGUUUCUUAGAUAUAGACUCUGGGGGAUAAACACAAUAUAGGCUAAUACAACUGUAGCAUGACAAUAAUAUAUAGUAUAACGAUAGGAUAACAUUAAUGCAGUUAUUCAUUAUUUUAAACAGUGUGUAUGUAUGCAAGUAUGUAUGAAAUAAACGGUUAUUAGAAAAUGCUGAACAGGAAUGCUGUGUGUAACUAAAAAAACAGUAGAAAAUACGCCAUAAUCUCAUCCAGAGAAGCUCUUACAGUAUCUUCUGUUGUGUUUUGUAGUGACCUAUGGGAUGGUGGGCUCCAACAUGUACUACUACACCAAGGUAAUGUCCCAGCUCUUCCUGGAUACACCACUGUCCCCGGGGGACACAGCCACGUUCAGAAGCCUCUCUACUAUGGGUCAAUUUUGGAAGGUAAUGAGUCAAUGCCCGGUUUGCUAUGCUGUGGUUUAAUUUCCUGCUUUGAUUGGAAAAUAGAGUUUGGUGCUUAGUUAUGGUAUAAUAAAGAUGUCAAUGCAUUUACUUUGGCCCAUGCUCAGUUACACUAUAUAUCAAAAAGUAUGUGGACAAAUUAGUGGAUUCGGCUAUUUCAGCCACACCCGUUGCUGACAGGUGUAUAAAAUUGAGCACACAGCCAUGCAAUCUCCACAGACAAACAUUGGCAGUAGAAUGGCCUAACAGAAGAGCUCAGUGACUUUCAACGUGGCAACAUCAUAGGAUGCCACCUUUCCAACAAGUCAGUUCGUCAAAUUUCUGCCCUGCUAGAGCUGCCCCGGUCAACUGUAACUGCUGUUAUUGUGAAGUGGAAACGUCUAGGAGCAACAAAGGCAAACUCACAGAACAGGACCCCCAAGUGCUGAAGUGCGUAUCGCGUAAAAAUCAUCUCACUACCGAGUUCCAAACUGCCUCUGGAAGCAACGUCAGCACAACAACUGUUUGUCAGGAGCUUCAUGAAAUGGUUUUCCAUUGCCGAGCAGCUGCACACAAGCCUAAGAUCACCAUGCGCAAUGCCAAGUGUCGGAUGGAGUGGUGUAAAGCUUGCCGCAAUUGGAAUCUGGAGCAUUGAAAACGUGUUCUCUGGAGUGAUGAAUCACGCUUCACCAUCUGGCAGUCCGACAGAAGAAUCUGGGUUUGGCGGAUGCCAGGAGAACGCUACCUGCCCGAAUGCAUAGUGCCAACUAGAAGGAAUAAUGGUCUGGGGAUGUUUUUCAUGGUUCGGGCUAGUUCCCUUAGUUCCAGUGAAGGGAAAUCGUAACGCUACAGCAUACAAUGACAUUCUAGACGAUUCUGUGCUUCCAACUUUGUGGCAACAGUUUGGGGAAGGCCCUUUCCUGUUUCAGCAUGACAAUGCCCCCGUGCACAAAGCGAGGUCCAUACAGAAAUGGUUUGUCAAGAUCGGUGUGGAGGAACUUGACUGGCCUGCACAGAGCCCUGACCUCAACCCCAUCGAACACCUUUGGGAUGAAUUGGAACACCGACUGCGAGCCAGGCCUAAUCGCCCAACAUCAGUGCUCAGCCUCACUAAUGCUCUUGUGGCUGAAUGGAAGCCAGUCCCCACAGCAAUGUACCAACAUCUAGGGGAAAGCCUUCCCAGAAGAGUGGAGGCUGUUAUAGAAGCAAAGGGGGGACCAACUCCAUAUUAAUGCCCAUGAUUUUGGAAUGAGAUAUUCGAUGAGCAGGUGUCCGCAUACUUUGGGUCAUGUAGAGUAUAUUAAACAUAAAACCAAACAGCACACACUUAAAGUAUUUAUUCCAAAUCACAUUAACGAACACCGAAUAGAACAAUGGAGCAUCUACAUGAAUCUAGUUAGAACCUAACAGAUCAGCAGAGCUUUCAGUUGAAAUUGUCUCUGUAACCAAAGCGUGUCUCUACACCAUGCAGUUCACAGAGGGUCCCUUCCUGAACGGGAUGUACUGGGAGGUGUGGUACAACAACAAGAGUCUCCCUGAGAACCACAGUAUGAUCUACUAUGAGAACCUGCUCCUGGGGGUGCCCCGCCUCCGCCAGGUCAAAGUUCGCAACGAAUCCUGCUCCGUGCACGAGGACCUUAGAGACAAGGUGCAGGACUGCUACAACAUGUACACCCCUAGCAACGAGGACAGCGCCCCCUUUGGCCCCAAGAACGGAACUGCGUACGUCUACUAAACUACUAUAUACUACUGCUAAAUGUACAGUAUAGUUAAAUGGUAACGUAUAAGAAAGCAACCAUAAAGCUACAAUUGGUUGUAAUGCAGGAAACUUAAACCAAAGCAAAAGUUGCAACAUGUGCUCUAGUGUUAAGUGAAAGCACAAUAUGGAUGCUGUCCACCAGAUUAAAGCAUGGCAUAUAAAGUCACUCACUUAUACCAGACCAAACUGUUUCACUGUGGCUCUAUGAGGAGUCUGACUGUUUGUCUGUCUUUCCACCAGGUGGGUGUACACAGAGGAGAACAGCCUGAAUGGGAGUAGUUACUGGGGCCAGGUGGCUACCUACGGUGGAGGGGGGUACUACCAGGACCUGUCCCGUUCCAGAGAGGAGUCAGCCAGCCAGCUACGCUCCCUCAAACACCAGCUGUGGCUGGACAGAGGAACCAGAGCCGUCUUCCUGGACUUCUCUGUCUACAACGGCAACAUCAACCUCUUCUGUAUCGCCAGGUACAGAGCCCAGAGUUAUUACAUACUUAUUACAUGUGACUUAGGACUGUUUCACACUGGUUAUAUAGGUGAUAUAUAGGUUAAAUUCAGGCUCUCAAGACAUCCAUGGUUGGGAUCAAUGACUCAUGCAAUCCAAUGGGAGUUCUCUAGCUACCAUCCUCAUCCACAAGCUGGUGUCAUUGAACCUCGAUUUUCACCCUAGAGAGGCUGAAUACUGAAUAUCUCUUGUUCAUUCAGUUUAACCUGUGUCGUGGAAAUUCUACACAGGGACACUCGAUGUCAAUCUUAAAUGAAUCAUUGUUUAUUAUCAGCGCGCAGGAGAGGUUCCAACCAACUCAAUGCACCAAGUACACAUGUUGAUCAGGAGCUCUACCCAGGGCAGUCCCGUUAGUUAUCUUAUAUACAGACAAGUUAUAUUUGCAUGAUUUAGCUUAUUCAUCAUUCAUAAUUAAUUCAUCAUUAACGUUUGCUUCAUUCAUGUGACCGACCAAUACUGGGUCAUGCAUGUGACAGACCAAUACCUCACGAGGCUUUUUCUCUCUAAGCUGAGACCUUGAAACUGAGAUAUCCCUUUCGCAAAACAAGGUUUUGGGCGUACUGCAAAAUUGCAGAUACUGAUAGUGAGGAUUCGUUCAAUCAGUCACUUGCAUGAACACAGAAAUUGGUUAUUAGAAAAGCACAAACAUAACAUUUUCCAUCACACCUGUCUGCUUAACUGCGGGGAGAAAUAAAAUUGACUUUAAUUGAAUGUUUCAGGUUGUUGGUGGAGUUCCCCGCUACAGGAGGCGUAGUCACUUCCUGGCAGUUUCAAACAGUGCGUCUGAUUCGCUACGUGUCCAGCUGGGACUACUUUGUCGGGGUGUGUGAGGUGGCCUUCUGCCUCUUCAUCCUGUACUACGUGGUGGAGGAGGCCCUGGAGAUACGCAUCCACCGCCUGCGCUACUUCAAGAGCGUGUGGAACUGCCUGGACGUCCUCAUCGUUGUGGUACGUAAUACAAGAUGGCUGCCGUAGCAGGGAGUAGGAAGUGAUGGAGUCUUCCUGAAACACCCAAGUAAAGAAGGGCUCUGUUCCAAUAUCCACAGUAGAAUACUACUUAGAACGAGGUAGUGAAAGGAACAUGCAUUCUAAAUGGUAGGCUAGUAUAGACAUUGGAACAAAGUGAAGAGGUUUAUGAUCCCAAUAUUGUUGUGUUGAGAUUCCAAAUGUCCCCCUCUUCUUUUUCCAGUUGAGUGUUUCUGCCAUAAUCAUCAACAUCACCAGAACGUCUGUGGUGAGCAAUCGUCUCAAAGACCUUCUGGAGAACCACAGCGCCCACCCCAGCUUCGAGCCUCUGGCACACCUCCAGGUUACGUUCAACAACAUGGCUGCAGUCAUCGUCUUCUUCUCCUGGGUGAAGGUAAGAAUGGCUUUAUGGUAGAUUGACAUGCUGAAUGUAGCGAUUGAGUGGGAAUUGACCAGGAGCAGGCCUUGAACCAGGCACUCUGCAGUUGGUUACAGGAUGAGAGUACUACUACCUGUGCCAUAAAGGUCCAGACCUCUUGGCAGAAGCUGAAGUAUGGUCCCAUAAAGGGAGACCACAUUAGCAUGAUUUUAAUAAAUAAUAAAUAAAUAAUACAUUGUAUUUAUAUAACACUUUUCAAAGACCCAAAGACGCUUGAAUUCUAACCUGGUUUCUGCUCAUCUCUCCUCUUCAGCUCUUCAAGUUCAUCAACUUCAACAAGACCAUGAGCCAGCUGUCCACCACCAUGUCUCGCUGUGCCAAGGACCUCAUCGGCUUCGCCAUCAUGUUCUUCAUCAUCUUCCUGGCCUACGCUCAGCUGGCCUACCUGGUGUUUGGCACCCAGGUCAACGACUUCAGUACCUUCCAAGCCUGCAUGUAAGUAACAGUGGUUUGAUUGGAAUCAACCCAGCUUCCAAGAUUCUCAGUUCUUUUGGUUCUCCAUAGACAACCAGGGCUCCCAGAUUGAUUCCAAUGUUGUUUGGAAUUUGACCCAUUGGAACUGUAAUGGUAACGCACCCCUAUAGCUUAACCUUAGCCUCUUCAUAUCUUCUUAUUUUCCUUGUAGUUUUACCCAGUUCCGCAUCAUCCUGGGAGACUUUGAGUUCUCAGAGAUAGAGGAGGCUAACCCAGUCCUGGGACCCGUCUACUUCACCACCUUCAUCUUCUUCAUCUUCUUCAUCCUCAUGGUGAGUUUUGAUAUACUACCAUUGAUAAAUAUGUGGAUAUAUUGAUAUAUAUUGAUAUUGUACUAUUUGAUCUACAGUGUCUAGAGAGAUUAAAGUUUGCUCCGACUGCCGUUUGUCUCCCUGUAGAAUAUGUUCCUGGCCAUCAUCAAUGACACCUACUCUGAGGUGAAGGCAGACAUGUCCCAGCAGAGGUCUGAGAUGGAGAUGACGGACCUCAUUAAAAAGGUACGGGACCCAAAUGGUAUGUGGUGUGUUAUUUGUUCUAGUAGGCGUAUGUGAUGCCUUAACGCGUCAACUGCAAGCUGACUUGUAUCCUAGAAAAUGCAUAUUUAAGAUUCAAUGAAGUAAAGACUUAAAUUGAAAAGCAGACUCAAGUUAAUGUAAGUUUACGUUACUGUUGAAUAUUAUCAACAUGUACUGAAUAACUGCUAAAUGCAGAAUGAAAAUGGCAACAACAUUUACCUCAUAGUGUUGAUAGGUGUCCUUGAGUUUGUCUGAGUGUUGUUCCUCUCCCUGCAGGGCUGUAACAAAGCCUUGAUGAAGCUGAGACUGAAGAAGACCACUGUGGAUGACAUCUCAGACAGUCUGCGCCAGGCCGGGGGGAAACUCAAUUUCGAAGAGCUCCGCCAGGACCUCAAAGGGUGACCGCUGCAGUGAAUGAAACCGAACUGGGCCCUAAUGAAACCUCAACUAAUUAAUUCAUAAACGUACAUUAUUUAAUUAAUUUAUACAUACAUAUGAAGAAAGUGUGUUGAUGUUUGUGUGUUUAGAAAGGGCCACACGAAUGCAGAGAUUGAGGCCAUCUUUGCCAAGUACGACCAUGAUGGGGACCAGGAGCUGACUGAGCACGAACACCAGCAGAUGAGGGAUGACCUGGAGAAAGAGAGAGUGAGUGGAUGCAAACACACACACACACACACACACACACACAGGGCAAUGAGCUGCGCGCACACACACACCCGUUUGCAGAUGUUCAGUGUGUCUCUGCACACAUGCCAGGAGGACUUGGAUCUGGAGCGCAGCUCGAUGCCCAGACCCACCAGUGGGCGGAGCUUCCCCCGUAGCCAUGACGACUCAGAGGAGGAUGACGACGAGGACAGUGGUCAUAGCUCCCGUCGCCGCGGCAGCAGCUCAGGAGGCGUGUCCUACGAAGAAUUUCAAGUGUAGGUUGAAUUCUAUUACCACCCAAACAUGCUAGUGCUGGGCCUUGAAGUGGAAAUAUUGGGCUUUUGAAGGGUCCUCUGUGUGUUUCUGACAGAGGAUGUAUCUGGUAUUUAAAUGUUUAAAAUCAUGUGUCAUAACUAUGGAUUUAGCAUGAUAUAGCAUGUUAUAUAAAGGUGUUAUUGACAUUGUUGUUGUGUUCUAUUCCAGGCUGGUGCGUCGCGUGGACCGGAUGGAGCACUCCAUAGGUAGUAUAGUCUCUAAGAUCGAUGCAGUGAUUGUGAAGCUGGAGGCCAUGGAGAGAGCUAAGCUCAAGAGGAGAGACGUACUGGGAAAACUGCUGGAUGGGGUGCUGGAGGUGAGGCGGAAUGUACAUGGUAGCACACACACACAUGCCCAUCUCUCCCACUCCAAACAUUUAUGUAAAAUCUUUCCUUCCCCUCUCUUUCUAUCCAUCUCUCUCUCGUCCCAACAUCUCCCUUCUCCCUUUUGUUUCCCCUCUCUCUCUUUCAAUCUCUCCCUCUCUUUCCUUAUACCCCCCCCCCCCAGGAUGAGAGGCAGGGACGGGACAUGGACGUCCACAGAGAGCAGAUGGAGCGGCUGGUGAGGGAGGAGCUAGAGCGCUGGGAGUCUGACGACACUGUCUCACAGGUCAGCCACCACCAGCCCACCACUGCCAUUGGUCCAGGAGCCCAACCACGCCCCCGCAGCGCCCGCCCCUCCUCCUCCCUGUCUACUGACGGGGUGGAUGCUGGGGGUAAUGGGAGUGGCCACGUGUGAAACUCCACCCACCAGAUAGUUACACGGUAACGAGAAAGGGACAUUCCAGUAUUUUUGCAGGUUCUAAGCGCCGAAUCCUUACUUGAGAUGUGUGCAUGCAACUUCAAUUUCCACCAAAUGUUCCCAUUGACGUCAAUGGAAGAUUAUCAUGGAAGUCCGAGUUAUGCAAGCAAAUUUUAAGUAAGGAUUAUGACCUAUCAGACAGUAACCAAAACCGCUAAGGGUAACUUUAAGGGACAUUUUGUGAGGUUGGAGGUUCUAUCUGCAUUGUAUUCAUUGGUUGUGACACAAUAGGUUGUCUCACAAAUGAAGAUAUCCUUGUGUACAUGUCCUUUCUGGUUGUGUUCUACUAUGAUGAUGGUACAUUAUAUACCGGUACACAGGCCCAUCAUCACCCCUCUGUAUUUGUUUGAAAUCUUUACACAUGAUACCACAAUGGCAAAGUCACAUGCACGGCACCUCAGCUAUCCAAGAGUGUCAGUGAGGCUCACCAUGUAGACUCAUAAGGUCUGAAAACAUUCCUAUGUACCCCAUCUAUAAGAUGGUACAUGCUUUAAGGCAAGCAAAAUAUGACCUGAUACAUUUACAAAGCUUACAGUGCAAGAAUGUAGCAUUUAAAAAGAAGGGUGAAUAUAAUGAAAAGUUGGGUACAUGAAGAUGCUGGACACAAUGAAGGAUUUGAUUAUAUCGGAGAUAUUACAUGGGAUGUAAUGAACUAGCCUCUAAGCUAUUUCAAUUUUGUUUAUAUUCUAAGAAUACAUGGCAUAUCAUUGCUUUUCCUGUGCGGGUACGAAGCUCAAAGGCUUUUGGUUUUGAUAACACGGUAUAUGCACGCACGCACAUCUUGAUAUUCCACAGGAAAAAAAUGUGUCUCUUCGAUCGUUCAUUUGCUGCUUUCCUUUUUGUCAUUUUAAUAUAGUUACAAGUGUGGCUCAUCCUGUCAUAAUUACUCAUCUAUAUCACUUCGUAAUGACUUACAAAACACCUUCUUUAUAAACGUAUAAUAUGGUACGUAUUGUAACUUGAAACAAACUUCGAUUCGGAGUGCAUCUAGGGUCAUGUGAUCCUCGUGUGUAUUAUUAUGUAUGUAUUUUGUAGUCUAUUAUUUAGUAAUGUUUUGCGGUUACAUACUGUAUAUCAAAGGUGUGAAAAAUAAAGAAAGUGUAUUGUGACGCUAAACGAUGAAGUGG